This is a messenger RNA of Thlaspi arvense, 1334 nucleotides long. The record is from the annotation of a GenBank genome assembly. NCBI's taxonomy places the organism in Eukaryota, Viridiplantae, Streptophyta, Magnoliopsida, Brassicales, Brassicaceae.
UUACAUAAACAGUAGAAAGAGAUGUGCUUCCCCUUCCCAUCUUCAACUAAAAGUAAGUAUGUGGCGCCAUAGCAGACAUUAGCUCCGUCAGUCAGGUCUGUGCUGUAAUUGAAGAGAGAUCUCAGGGAAGGAGACAUUAUUUUUAACUUCUGUGAGUAUUGUAAUAACUUCUACCAAUGGAGUUUGGAUCUUCAAUUGGGUCGUGCUUCGACGCAGCAAACUCUCGUGUUCUGAUCUCAGCAAACCCUGUGAAGACCAGAGAUAUCAAGUUGAGAAGGACAAGUAAAAGAUUCUUAUUCAGAGUCUCAUCUGUGUCGUAUAAGGAAUUCGCCGAGUCUGCUCUGGAAGAAACCAGGAAGAAGCUCCUUCUUGAACCUUCACCUCUCCAGGAAAAGUAUAGUAGCAUGACAGGACUGGAUGGGAAAACGCAAAUUCAGAUGCUUGCUUUCAAAUCUUCAAAGAUUAGACUCUUGCGGAGCAUGGCCAUCGAGAACGAGACAAUGCAGGUUUUUGACUUUGCUGGUUUCAUGGAGCCUGAAUUUGAUACGCCCAUAUUCUGCGCUAACUUCUUCACAUCUGCCAACAUCAACAUAGUGGUGCUGGACCUAAACCCUCUGCAUCAGUUGACUGACCAGACGGAUUACCAAGACAAGUAUUACAACAACAUAAUGUCCAUAUAUCAGAACUAUGCUGAGAUUUUUCCAUGGGGAGGAAAACUGACAGGUGAAUCCAUAAAGUUUUUUUCGCCUUUGGUGAUGUGGACCAGGUUUUCGUCUAGCCAAGAGAAACAUAAGGCUUUGUUCUCUGCGUUCCUCGAGUAUUAUCAGGCAUGGCUGGAGAUGACAAUCCAAGCGAAGGAGGAGAUGGAGCCAUCUCAAGUGAGAACCAAUCGUGAAGCACAGCACAAAUACCUUACAUGGCGAGCACAGAAGGAUCCUGGACAUGGUCUUCUUAAAAAACUAGUUGGUGAAGCAAACGCAAAGGAGUUGCUGAGAGAUUUCCUUUUCAACGGAGUGAAUGAGUUGGGAACAAAGACAUUCACUGAUUACUUUCCAGAGUACAAAACAGAAGAUGGAACUGUGAGUGACAAACGAAGCAUCGUUGGCAAGUCUUUUGAAACCCGGCCGUGGGAUUCAACAGGGCAAUUUAUCGGCUAACUUCUUUCAAUUCAAACUAUGAAAAUUAUAGAUUAUUUUUGUUUUCUUCAAUAAUCCGACGAAGUCUUGAAUAUAUACUGAUCAGUCAAGGAAAAAAAGUUAUUUGUAACCAGAAAAAUGAGAAACACAAAAAAUCCCUUGAUAAUAAUAAGUAUGAGGAUUUACCAAAUGGCAGGG